ACCUUUAAGGCCGAGCGUCCUCUGGGAAGCAGUCCCAUGGUAUGUAUUACUGAGUUUCUCCGAUUAGCACCCCAAGAGGAUCGGCCAGAAGGAUUGUCGGUUGGUGGGCCGUUUGAAGCUGCCAAAUACAAUCGUUUUAGCGGUUCAUCAUCUAAAACUUAUUUGCAAAACCGGGGACAGACAUCUUUAUUGAUGGUCGUCACCAGCUACGUGACAGCAUCUUGAAGCCCAUCUGUUGGUUGCCCGGAUGAGCAUGCGCUGCCCCACUGGCCAAUCGCCUCGCGACGCCGUGUCUCUGUUCGCCAUUUUGACUUCGGGCAUUUCGACAGCAGUAGUCUCUAGUGAAGCUUCCAGCGACCUUCUUGGCUAAGGGCGGAAGCGAGGGUUGUGUCGCGCGGCCACCACUUGCGGAUUCUCCCAAACCCACGUGGAAGCUGCGUCCAGGAUGUUACGCCGCGAAGCCCGCCUGCGCCGCGAGUACUUGUACCGCAAGGCCCGGGAAGAAGCGCGGCGGACGGCCCAGGAGAAGAAGGAGAAGGUCCGGCGCGCGCUCGAAGAAAACCGCCUGAUUCCCACUGAGUUACGCCGGGAGGCUCUGGCCUUACAGGGGUCUCUGGAGUUUGACGAUGCCGGAGGCGAAGGUGUGACCAGCCAUGUGGAUGACGAGUAUCGUUGGGCAGGGGUCGAGGAUCCCAAGAUCAUGAUCACUACGUCCAGAGACCCAAGUUCCCGCCUCAAGAUGUUUGCAAAGGAACUGAAACUGGUCUUCCCAGGAGCCCAGCGCAUGAACCGAGGCCGGCAUGAGGUGGGAGCACUGGUGCGAGCCUGUAAAGCUAAUGGGGUCACUGACCUGCUGGUUGUCCAUGAACAUCGAGGCACACCUGUGGGGCUCAUUGUCAGCCACCUGCCCUUUGGCCCCACGGCCUACUUCACUCUGUGCAACGUGGUCAUGCGGCACGACAUCCCAGACCUGGGCACCAUGUCUGAGGCCAAGCCCCACCUCAUCACUCAUGGCUUUUCCUCUCGCUUGGGCAAGCGGGUUUCUGACAUCCUCCGUUACCUGUUCCCGGUACCCAAAGAUGACAGCCACCGUGUCAUCACGUUUGCAAACCAGGAUGACUACAUCUCUUUCCGGCACCACGUCUACAGGAAGACGGACCACCGAAAUGUGGAGCUGACCGAGGUCGGGCCACGCUUUGAGCUGAAGUUGUACAUGAUUCGCCUGGGCACGCUGGAGCAAGAGGCCACGGCAGAUGUGGAGUGGCGCUGGCACCCCUACACCAACACCGCACGCAAGCGGGUCUUCCUGAGCACUGAGUGAGGACACAGCGGGGACUCACAGGACACAGGCCUGUCAUGCCCACGUGGAGGACUCUGAAUAAAAUCUCUGUCACAACC
Molecule: messenger RNA, 1398 nt
Organism: Otolemur garnettii (small-eared galago)
Lineage: Eukaryota; Metazoa; Chordata; Mammalia; Primates; Galagidae
Gene: IMP4
Product: IMP4, U3 small nucleolar ribonucleoprotein
Exons: 10
Coding region: 446-1321 (291 amino acids)
Biological process (GO): rRNA processing
Cellular component (GO): Mpp10 complex; small-subunit processome; nucleolus
Molecular function (GO): rRNA primary transcript binding; snoRNA binding
Source: RefSeq, a predicted model, not a curated record